AUGUCCGACAGACAAGAAUCAACCAGUGCCAAGAAUCAUGGGGACGGAGAUGAUGAUGGCUACAAUCAAUCGCAGUUGUGGUCCACAUCAUCAACCUUCUUCUCUACCUCCGGGAUGGUCGAGGACACGGAAAUUCACACAAUAGGAGGGUUUAGCCAGGAGCUUGAGACGGAAUUUACUUCCACCAAUGCCGAUAUUACAUCAAGCUUUACGUCUACGUCUGGAGUAGUGCAGGAGAGAGCGACUUAUAACUCCGGAUGGCUUGGGGAGAGUACCCAGAAGAAUGCGAUUCCUCACACGCAAUCUGUAUUUUCGGGCUCACCAGCCGAGGUUGAGGAGAAUGAAGGAGCUCUGGGCUUCGCUGCCAGACAUCGUGUCUCUCUGGAUCCGAUUGAAGAGGCGUAUUUGGCUGAAAUUGCAAUGACUGAUGGUAGCAUUACCAGCAUCAGUGGUUUCGCAAACACCUUGCCAGGGGAGGACCCAUGGUUUUAUCCAGACAAUUCAGACUUUGAUUUAUACAGGUGGCUUCACAAGCUAAUUCGCAUGCUAAAUAAGAGCAAGCUUCCUGGAGAGAGGCCAUCAGUGGCGUUUCAAAAUCUUCACGUCUUGGGGACUCGAUCUACAAUACGGUACAAUUGGAAUAUGCUCGAUAUCUUGACCGCUCCCCUGAGGCCACGAGGCUCCUUUAACUCGAACCAUGAAUCUCCUAAACCAAUCCUUCAGAGCGUACAUGGUGUUUUGAACAGGGGAGAGCUGCUACUAGUUCUAGGGCGACUUGAAUCGGGGUGCAGCUCCCUUGCGAAGGCACUGUGUGGGGAAUUCCAUGGGUUACAGUUGAAUUCAGAAUCAGCCAUUUACCACGGCGGCAUGCCACAACAAACAAUACCCAAUACAUUUAAGACUGGAACUGUUUACAAUUCGGACUUUAAUGGUUUUUUCCCCAGUUCAACAGUGGGCCAGACACUAGAGUUCGCGGUAUCGGCGCGGACCUCUUCGAAUCAGCUAAAGAGUGUGUCUCGCAAAAGAUACACAAAGCUGAUGGCGAAAGUGAUCGGUGCAGUGUUUGAGCUGCGCCAUGUCUACAAGAAAAGAAUUUGUGAUAUUUCAACAAGUGAGCACAAGCGGCUCGCUGUGGCAGAGAUGGUCUUGUCGGGGGGGUUUUUGGCUGCAUGGAACAAUCCGACUCAGGGAACGGACUCAUAUUUGACACUGAACUUCAUACAGUCACUCAGAUUGGCCGCAGAUCUAGGCUCAUCUUCCCAUAUCAUACCAGCUCGUCAAGUGAGCCAGGCCAUCUACGACCUUUUUGAUAAGACUGUGUUAUUGCACGAAGGGCGUCAGAUCUACUACGGAUCCACUGUUAAAGUCCGACAAUUCUUCGAGCACCAAGGCUGGUACUGCGGUCCACAACAAACCACUGCUGACUUUUUGGCCGCUAUCACCAAUCCAGCAAGUAGAAAACUACGCCCUGGAUUUGAAGGUCAAGUGCCCCGGACUCCCGAUGAAUUUGAGGCGUACUGGCACCAGUCUUCAGAGUUUUUAGAGCUACAACGAGAGAUGGCAUCUCAUCAGCUUCUUGAAACAUCUCAGCAGAAGCACGAGUUCCCUGAAAGCCGACAGAACAAGUCUCGGAACUCAAAAUAUUGUACGUGGGCUGAUUCGCCAUACACGAGCUUGUCAUUACAAAUCAAGCUCUGCAUCAAAAGCGCAUACCAGCGGGCCUGGAACGAACCCAUAGCCUUGAUUAUUGGGUCCAUGUUUCACAACACACCCGAUACGACAUCAGGAUUCUUCGCCAAGGGAGCCGUGAUAUUCUACAUGGUGCUGCUAAACUCCUUCAUCCCAAUAAGCGAAAUCAGCAGCCACCAUUCGCGACAUCCGAUUGUGCAAAAACAUGCCUUGCUUGGGUUUUAUCACCCAGCAAUUGAGGCAAUAGCCCAUUUCCUGAUCAUCUACUUUAUGAGCAACCUUCGUCGCGAACCUUCUCAGUUCUUUCUAUGUCUACUUAUCAACUUCCUGACCAUACUCGUUACAAGUGCGGCCUUCCAAGCCAAUGCAGCGAUAGCAAAAACAGUUUCACAGGCUAUAGUACUUGCUGGCUUGCUAGUCCUUCCGGUGACUAUCUACACAGGUUUCAUCAUUCCGGUCCCCCAAAUUCACCCGUGGUUCAAGUUCAUCCGCUAUUUAACCCCCACAUACUACGCGUUCGAGAGCCUGGUUGCCAAUGAAUUCCAUGGCCGUCAUUUUGGCUGUGCUGCAUUUGUUCCAUCUUAUCCGAACAUUCAAAACAACUCAUUUAUCUGCUCCGCUGUUGGGGCGGUCGCUGGUCAGUGGACUGUUAGUGGUGAUGAUUAUAUUCGGGCUACAUAUGAAUUCACCUACCAUCAUGUGUGGAGGAACUUUGGUAUUCUCAUCGCAAUGAUGCUUGGUUGGAUGAUGAUUCAUCUUGUUGUGACUGAGAUGAUUUCAUAUACAAACACGGCACCUGAGAGUCUAUCAUUUCGUCGAGGUAAUGGGCUCAAAAAAGGUGGGAAUAGCGCGGACGAAGAGACAGGCCAGUCAGUCGUGGCUAUAAACAACUCUAUGGUGGGUGAUGCACAAAACAAGAACCCAAGUUUCAUUCCAGCUCAACAAGGCAUCUUCACAUGGCGGGAUGUGACAUACAAAACUGUUUUUAAGCGCGAACAUCGUCAGAUUUUGGACCAGGUGACCGGCUGGGUCAAGCCAGGAUCGCUGAUGGCAGUGAUGAGUGUUAACGAGAUCGAAAGAAAAGCAUUCCUCGAGAUAUUGGCGCAACACACCACAGUGGGUGUUUUCACUGGUGACAUGUUCAUCAAUAGCCGCCCUGUAGGCUCGAACUCCCAGCGAAAAUUCGGCUAUAUCCAAAAACAAGACCUUCAUCUGGAGACAGCAACAGUUCGUGAAAGCCUUCAGUUUAGUGCACUGCUGCGACAGCCGAGCUCGGUUUCCAAAGAAGAGAAAUACGCGUACGUUGAGGAAAUAAUCCGGAUACUGUGUCUGGAAGAGAUCGCAGAGGCAUUUGUUGGAGUUCCUGGAGAAGGGUUGAACAGAGAACAGCGUAAGCUGUUGAGCAUCGGAGUGGAAUUGGCAGCCAAGCCUCAGAUUCUAUUCCUGGAUGAGCCGACCAGUGGUCUUGACGAGCAUGGCUCCCGGGCUAUAUGGAGUCUUCUCCGGAAACUCGCCAACGCAGGACAAGCCAUCGUCUGUACCAUCCACCAGCCCAGCGCAUCCAUAUUCAAGCAAUGUGAUCAGCUUCUACUCCUCACCAACGAAGGAAAGACAGCAUAUUUCGGCCCAACUGGCGAGAACUCCCUGAUCCUGCUCGACUAUUUCCACAGAAACGAAGCCCAUCGAGCCAUCAAAGACAACGAAAACCCCGCCGAGUACAUCAUGGAGGUCCUCAAAACAGAAACCAACAAGAACAACGGCACCUGGUCCUCUAUCUGGAGCACAAGCAGAGAAGCAGCCACCAUCCAAGAAGAAAUCAAGCACAUCCACUCCCACAAACAAACCCAACAAAACCAACCAAACACCCCUCCAGACCCCCGCGAACACGGCGAAUUCGCCCUUCCCCUCCGGAACCAACUCCCCAUCAUCCUGCGCCGCAUAUCCCAACACUACCACCGCACCCCCCUCACCAUCCUAUCCAGAAUAGCCCUCACCACAACGGCAUUCCUCUUCAUCGGCUUCUCCUUCUACAAACAAAACCCCUCCCUCCACGGCCUCCAAGGAACCCUCUUCUCCCUCUUCAUGCUCUGCGCGCUCUUCCCACCCCUAGUCCAACAAACCAUCCCAACUCUCCACACACACAUAUCACUAUACAUCCACCGCGAACACCACAGCAGAACCUACUCCUGGCUCGCCCUCCUCCUAUGCACCCUCCUCAUAGAACUCCCCCACACCAUCUUCCUCGCUAUAACCUCCUACGCAAGCUACACCUACCCCAUCUUCAACAUCCAAUCCCCGCCCCAACAAGGCCUCACCCUCCUCUUCUUCCUACAAUACUUCCUCUCCGCCACCACCUUCGCAAUAGCAAUCGCCAUCCUCUCUCCCACCCCCCAACUCGCAACCCUCCUCACCUACGCCCUCUCAUUCUUAUCCAUAUCCUUCAACGGCAUCAUGCAACCCCCCUCCACCCCCCCUCUCCACACCUUCUGGAUCUUCAUGUACCGCAUCUCCCCAUUCACAUACCUCGUCAGCGGAAUCUCAGCAACCCAGCUCCACAACCGCGCCGUGAAAUGCAGCACCAUCGAACUAUCCACUUUCCAUCCCCCGAGCGGGCAAUCAUGCGCGGAGUAUCUGGGUACAUUUCUCCAAACAGCGACGGGGUAUUUGGUCUCUCCUGAUGCGAGGGAUAAAUGUGAGUAUUGUGCGGUAGAUGUUGCGGAUCAGUUUCUGGCCCAAAGGGAGUAUUUUUGGGAUGAAAGGUGGAGGAAUUGGGCGGUGGGGUGGGGGUUUGUGGUUUUCAAUUUGGGUGUUGCGGGGUUGGCGCUUUACUAUCGUGUGAGGGUUGGGGGGUUAGGAAGGAUGGGGUAGAUGAGAUGAUGGAUUUGGAUGGUCUGUUUCUGGAAUAUGGUAUAGUUGGAUAGAUCGUU
Messenger RNA from Aspergillus heteromorphus CBS 117.55, 4616 nucleotides. RefSeq lists its product as uncharacterized. Gene Ontology annotation, molecular function: ATP hydrolysis activity; ABC-type transporter activity; ATP binding. The transcript has 5 exons. The record is from RefSeq and is a predicted model, not a curated record. Gene Ontology annotation, biological process: transmembrane transport. Lineage: Eukaryota; Fungi; Ascomycota; Eurotiomycetes; Eurotiales; Aspergillaceae. Bases 1 to 4557 code for a protein of 1518 amino acids. Gene Ontology annotation, cellular component: membrane.